This is a messenger RNA of Colossoma macropomum (tambaqui), 643 nucleotides long. It is a transcript of the gene aanat1, whose product is annotated as arylalkylamine N-acetyltransferase 1. Lineage: Eukaryota; Metazoa; Chordata; Actinopteri; Characiformes; Serrasalmidae. Gene Ontology annotation, molecular function: aralkylamine N-acetyltransferase activity. The coding region runs from base 1 to 624 and encodes 207 amino acids. The transcript is spliced from 3 exons. Gene Ontology annotation, cellular component: cytoplasm. The record is from RefSeq and is a predicted model, not a curated record. Gene Ontology annotation, biological process: circadian rhythm; response to light stimulus.
AUGUCCGCCGUCAGCGCGCUCCCGUUCUUCCUGAAGCCCCUGCACGCGCCCCCGGACUCUCCGGUGUCUCCGGGCCGCCAGCGCAGACACACACUGCCCGCCAGCGAGUUCCGCUCCCUCAAUACCGAGGACGCCACGAGCGUGUUCGAGAUAGAGAGAGAGGCCUUCAUCUCCGUGUCCGGAGAAUGCCCCCUGUAUCUGGACGAAGUGCGCCACUUCCUCACCCUCUGCCCUGAGCUCUCCUUGGGCUGGUUUGUGGAAGGCAGGCUGGUGGCCUUCAUCAUCGGCUCACUCUGGGACCAGGACCGCCUGACCAAUGACGCCCUGACCCUCCACAAGCCUCACGGCACCACGGUCCACAUCCACGUCCUGGCGGUCCACCGCACCUUCCGCCAGCAAGGCAAAGGCUCCAUCCUGAUGUGGCGGUACCUGCAGUACCUGCGCUGCCUGCCCUACGUGCGCCGGGCCGUCCUCAUGUGCGAGGACUUCCUCGUGCCCUUCUACCAGAAGUCCGGCUUCAAGGUGCAGGGCCCCUGCGAGAUCACCGUGGGGCCACUCACCUUCAUCGAGAUGCAGUUUCCCGUGCGCGGGCACGCGUUCAUGCGCCGCAACAGCGGUUGCUAAGGCCUCUGCCACCGUUUGU